AGGAGCAUACAUAAUAUUUUACUGUGUACUUCUCGGACCGUAUCGCGCACGAGUUGGGGUUGAAAAAAUGAAGUCCCUGUUGGUGUCGUUCAUGCUCGUUUUGUGUGCAGAUGCCGAGCUGAGAGGCCGCAAAGGUAAGACUGCGAUUUCUGGGCCACGCGUGGAGGAUUUGAAGAAGGACAUUCAUCCAAAAGGGCGGAAAAGCUCAGGGGUUUUGUGCAUCUUUAAAGACAAGACAUUCAAGCCAGGAGACAGUUGGCAUCCUUUUCUCGAGCCCUUUGGACUCAUUCUGUGCAUACGCUGCUUCUGCACUGAGAGAGGCCAUGUGAAAUGCAGUACAAUUAAGUGUCCUCCUCUGCCUUGUGGCAAGCCAGUCGCCGACCCACAGCAGUGUUGUCCACGUUGCACAGAUGAGCCCAAGAUCCCUGCAGGUCUGAGAGCUCCAGUGAAGUCGUGCAGAUAUAAUGGAAGUGUCUAUCAACCAGGAGAGACCUUCACCAAGCAUAACCUCCCAGCCAAGCCAAGCAACCAGUGUGCCAUGUGCUCAUGCUCUAAUGGAAACAUCUUCUGCGCAGUUAAAAGUUGCCAACCAAUCAGAUGCUCCUCCCCGGUCACACUUGCAGACACCUGCUGUUUGGUGUGUAAAGACCUCAGCACCAGUGGGUCGUCAUCAGCAGAGGAUGGAAACCAGCAGCUGAACAGAGGCGUUAGACAUUCAGUGGACCAGUGUUCUGGAGAGCUGGAUAGAAUACAGUCCCCCCGGGUCAGGACUUCUCCCAGACGCGUGAGCCUGAAUAAACUUAACUUCAGAGGGGCUUCAGAGACCACUGUGAAGAUUUUGUUGCAGAGGAAACAUGAGAAAGCGUGUUUAUACAAUGGCAAGACAUAUUCGCAUGGAGACAUGUGGCACCCGGUUUUGGGGAAGGUCCUGGAAUGCAUCGUGUGCUCUUGUAGCGACGGCCUGCAGGAGUGCAAACGCAUCACGUGUCCCAGCCAGUAUGCGUGCCAACAUCCGGUCAAGUCACCAGGAAAAUGCUGCAAGACGUGUUCAGAACAUAAAGUUGCAAGUAACCAGACUCGGUGUAACUUGGGCUACAAAAGUAAACUUUUGGUGUAUAAAGUGGAAUCAGCUUUGAAAGUUGACUCCCCCAACACAGUUCGGAUAAUGGCUAUUGAAAGAACAAGUACUGCUGAGGUGGAGGUACAAGUGUGGAAGAUGGUUGAUGGUAUUUUACAACUGAUGGAAAUUGGAGAUGUUCAAAGGAAAGAUAUUCAGGAUCAUCCUGAAAAUUACACAUUACUGACAACAGUUGAUGAAGAGAUGUGGGGGAAAUUCAAAGAGGGAGGGGCCAAACUGGAUCAAGCCCAGACCAUUUGUGAAGAUGGCAUUCGGGAGAUGGUGAUGUUUCUCGAUCCCAAGCAGGUCGAAGGCCUGUGCUCGCCCUAACAUGCUUUCUGUAUUGAAUUGUGACUGGACAGUUUUGGGACUUUAUUAAUGCAUACUUAAACUGCAUGGAAAUAAUUUGCUAUUCCAAGAUAUGGGGCCACCAGCUACUUGGUAUGUAAAAUUAUUAUUUUUUAGUAUACAUAUUUAUUGUAAAUUCUACAUUUUCUUACAUGAAGUCAAGUCCUGUUAUUAGUAGACCAUUCAUACUGGCCAGCAGGGGGCAACUGCUAAAUGAAUAAACUUGUGAAAAGUGAAAAGGACUUUCAAGGCGCCAAUUUAGCUAUGAUAUGCUGUGAUAUAUUAACCAGAGAAAUUAGCACAGUUAAAUAUUUUCCAAAUUACAUUGGAACCUUUCGGGUUGAAAACAAUCGGUUCGUUACAUGUUGCAUGGUGUUUUAGUGGUUAGCACGUUUGUCUUACAGCCAGGUAAUCCGGGUUCAAACAUCCUUGUGCUUGUUCUUCCCAUGCUUGCAUUGGGGUUCUAGUGG
Molecule: messenger RNA, 1935 nt
Organism: Phycodurus eques (leafy seadragon)
Lineage: Eukaryota; Metazoa; Chordata; Actinopteri; Syngnathiformes; Syngnathidae
Gene: chrdl2
Product: chordin-like 2
Exons: 11
Coding region: 68-1447 (459 amino acids)
Molecular function (GO): protein binding
Source: RefSeq, a predicted model, not a curated record